Molecule: messenger RNA, 246 nt
Organism: Amoebophrya sp. A120
Lineage: Eukaryota; Dinophyceae; Syndiniales; Amoebophryaceae
Source: the annotation of a GenBank genome assembly
UAUGGAUUGCAAAAAUGUCUGGGUCUGGAAGAUUGCCAGGUUUGUCAUGCAGGUUUUCCAUAACACAUGAGGUCUGGCAUGUAGGACAUAGCAUGACAGAUUCUGCGAAACCUUUCCAAUGCCUAUCCUGCAUGAGAAACUGCCUCUCGAUUAGCUCAAAAGUGCACAAUUUUUGGCAAUCAUGCAACACAGUUUUUUGCCUGAUUCAGAUUUAGCAUUACAAGUUGCAUUCUUCCAGACCCAGAC